Doryrhamphus excisus (bluestripe pipefish) is the source of this 672-nucleotide messenger RNA. RefSeq names its product LHFPL tetraspan subfamily member 5a (gene lhfpl5a). NCBI's taxonomy places the organism in Eukaryota, Metazoa, Chordata, Actinopteri, Syngnathiformes, Syngnathidae. Gene Ontology annotation, biological process: detection of mechanical stimulus involved in sensory perception; sensory perception of sound. The record is from RefSeq and is a predicted model, not a curated record. Gene Ontology annotation, cellular component: plasma membrane.
AUGUUGCCAGCCAAAGAGGCGGCAAAGAUCUACCACACCAACUACGUCCGUAACGCUCGAGCUGUGGGCGUCUUGUGGACGGUGUUCACCAUCACGUUCGCUGUGAUCACUGUGGUGGUGUUCAUCCAGCCCUACUGGAUCGGAGACAGCGUCAACACGCCACAAGCUGGUUAUUUCGGCCUCUUCCACUACUGCAUCGGGAACGCACUCACCUCGGAGCUCAUCUGCAAAGGCAGCGCACUGGACUUUGGAUCCAUCCCAUCCGGAGCCUUUAAGACGGCCAUGUUCUUCGUCGGCAUCUCCACGCUGCUGGUUGUGGGGAGCAUCGUGUGCUUCAGUCUCUUCUUCUUCUGCAACGCGGGCAGUGUGUACAAGAUCUGCGCCUGGAUGCAGCUGGCCUCCAGUGCCUGCAUGGUGAUUGGCUGCAUGAUUUACCCCGAUGGCUGGGACUCUGACGAGGUGAAGCGUAUGUGCGGCCAGCGGACGGACAAAUACACCCUGGGUCACUGCACGGUGCGUUGGGCCUACAUCCUCGCCAUCAUCAGCAUCAUGGACUCGCUCAUCCUGGCUUUCCUGGCCUUCAGCCUGGGCAGCAGACAGGACAAGCUGCUGCCUGAAGACUUCCAGGUGGAGGGGAAAGGUAUCAGCAGGGAGGGGAGGACAUACCUGUAA